AUGGUUCCGGCGCGGACCGUGGAAGGAAGGAAGGCGCUGUUGCCAGUUCCAGAAGACGAGCCUGUGGGCGUCACGAAUCACGACGAGCAGGUGGUGUUUGCCCUUCCGCAGAAGACGCCCUCAUCGAGCGUCACUUGUCCGUCACGCAACAACUCGUUCCAAUGGCAGGCGCGCGGCGUCGACGCGCACAUUGCGCGCAUUCUGGCGGCGCACACUGGCAACUUGCGGUCGGGCUGCUACGUCCUGGACGAGGGCGACCAGGACGACGUCCCAUUCGACGAGAGGGUCGGCCCGAUCGACUUCCUGGCCAAUGGCACCGCGCAUCUCUACAUGGAGGCCUUUUACUGGAUACCGGACCUCGUGGACCAGGUGUUCCGACAACCGGUUGACUUCCUGUACCCGCAUUAUUUUGAUGACUUUUGCCUAGCACUUCGUAGCACCGGCCCACAGACGACCAGAAUCUACAAUGCUUUCUCUCUCAGCGUGUGGAUUGCGACAGGAACCUUCUUUCUUCUCUUCGCCACCAUGUUGAAGUUCGUUCUGAAAGCGACUUGCAGCCAAGCCAUUCUGGAGACUGCCCAGAUCUUUCUCAGUAGCUCUUUCUCCAACCGUCGGCCCAGGCACAUGAUGGUGUGGGGCACGCUGUUGAGCAUCGUCAUGCUCAACAGUUUCAGUGCGGUCAUCACAAGCUAUUUAACAAUUCCCACGAUGGGACACCAGCUGGACACGCUCCGAGACGUGAUGGACCAUGUGGACGUCGUCUACAACAGGGAAGACGGGGAGUUCGACCUGGAGAUCCUUUUCGCGUCUGUAGAUGAAGACGCCCUGCGCCUCUAUGAUCUGACGAUUCCUGGGAGUGAUUGGGAGGAGAUCCGCAGUGGUUACGCCGCCAUCUUGGACAUCAAAAGCGUUCUUGAAAGGAACCGAAGAGCGACUCGGCACUUUUAUGGAAUAGAGUUGCACAUAGCCCACCAGUGCAUAUGGACACCCGCAUACAAGUAA
Molecule: messenger RNA, 1002 nt
Organism: Gryllus bimaculatus (two-spotted cricket)
Lineage: Eukaryota; Metazoa; Arthropoda; Insecta; Orthoptera; Gryllidae
Source: the annotation of a GenBank genome assembly